Molecule: messenger RNA, 847 nt
Organism: Drosophila erecta
Lineage: Eukaryota; Metazoa; Arthropoda; Insecta; Diptera; Drosophilidae
Gene: rtp
Product: MORN repeat-containing protein 4 homolog
Exons: 3
Coding region: 90-686 (198 amino acids)
Source: RefSeq, a predicted model, not a curated record
CGUUGGAAGCCAUACAAUGUGUGGGUUUCUGGUACAGAAUAAGCAAGCUCAGUAGCAGCUUGAGGCGCAUCGCGGGCGGUAGCGGAGCAAUGGCCAUGGACGACUACGACGAUGACAUGAGCAGCGUGGGCGUGACCACGGCCCGAAUCGAAAACCAGCAUCAGCAGCACCAGCACCAGCAGGGUCAGCAUGGACACCACCAACAGGGCCAGGGUCAAAGCCAGUACAGCGCAGGGGCAGUAAAAGUGGGAGGAUGGCGCUACGAGGACGCCAGUCGCUACAUCGGCGAGUGGAACCAGCGUGGCCAAAAACAUGGCAUCGGACAUCUGCAGUUUGCCGAUGGCACCCGCUACGAUGGCCAGUUCCAGGAGGGUCUUAGCCAAGGAGUGGGCUGCCUCUGGUUCGCGGAUGGAGCAAAAUACGAAGGCGAGUUUCAUCAGGGCUGGUUCCAUGGUAAUGGGAUCUUCUGGAGAGCUGAUGGAAUGAAGUACGAGGGUGAGUUUAGAGGCGGCAAGAUCUGGGGCCUGGGAUUGCUGACGUUCCAAGACUUCACGCACGGCUUUCCCAGAAACGAGGGAUUCUUUCAAGACUGUCGCUUUAUGAGGCGACGUCGAUGUCCCGAGGUGGUGCAGCGUGCUCAAAAGUGCGCUCUUAUGGCCCGUUCCCAGUGCGAACACCCAUACUGAACAGAGAGUUUAGAGCGGUUACCAGUUGGAAUAAAUGAACACACAUUAGCAAUCUAUGAAGAAAUGUACGGAAAAAUAAUAAUAUAAGCCCACUUAACUGUAUAAAGUUUAAAAAUACAAAAUUCAGUAACCGACACUUGCGUCUCAAGUCUGAGAAAAGG